Molecule: messenger RNA, 2212 nt
Organism: Piliocolobus tephrosceles (Ugandan red Colobus)
Lineage: Eukaryota; Metazoa; Chordata; Mammalia; Primates; Cercopithecidae
Gene: SH2D2A
Product: SH2 domain containing 2A
Exons: 9
Coding region: 144-1388 (414 amino acids)
Cellular component (GO): cytoplasm
Source: RefSeq, a predicted model, not a curated record
GCCAGAACUAAGGCUGUGGGUAAGGCGACAUUUCCUGCCCCUGGGGCCAGGGUGAAAGGAGAGAUGAUGAGUUGCUGAGUGUGCACACCUUUCCAGAGCACAUACACACACCCUGCUCUGGGAUCCCUUGUCAGGCUGUCCCCAUGGAGUUCCCCCUGGCCCAGAUAUGUCCCCAAGGGAGUGACGAAGCCCCCAUCCCGACCUUCAGCACCUUCCAGACCACGGACACGACCCACAGGAGCUGCCGGAACCUGGGCUACACUGCGGUCCUCUGGAAGCUCAGGCAGAGUCCACAGGUGACCAGGACGCAGCACAUUGAGUCCCAGAAGCAGGCAUCUGCCCUUUGUGCAUCUCCCCAGGCCCUGGAGGCUGCCUCCAUCCCAGGGAAUGCUGAGAGGACAGAGGAGGUGCCUGGAGAAGGAAGCCUGUCCCUGCAGGCCGAGACCCGGGCUUGGUUCCAGAAGACCCAGGCCCACUGGCUCCUGCAGCAUGGGGCAGCCCCUGCCUGGUUCCAUGGCUUCAUCACCCGGAGGGAGGCAGAGAGGCUGCUGGAGCCCAAGCCUCAGGGAUGCUACUUGGUGCGGUUCAGCGAGAGCGCGGUGACCUUCGUGCUGACUUACAGGAGCCGGACUUGCUGCCGCCACUUCCUGCUGGCCCAGCUCGGGGACGGGCGCCACGUGGUGCUGGGCGAGGACAGCGCCCACGAACGGCUGCAGGACCUGCUGCGGCACUACACGGCGCACCCGCUCAGCCCCUACGGGGAGACGCUCACCGAGCCGCUGGCCCGCCAGCAGACUCCUGAGCCUGCAGGACUUCCCCUGAGGACCGAAGGAUCAAACUCUGGAAGCAAAAGCCAGGACCCAAACCCCGAGUACAGCCCAGUCAUCAAACAGGGGCAAGCCAUAGUCCCAAUGCAGAAAGAAGCGGCCGGGGAGAAGGAGCCCUCCCAGCCACUCAGGCCCAAGCCUCCCAUUCCUGCCAAACCUCAGCUGCCCCCAGAAGUUUACACAAGCCCUGUUUCACGACGCCUCCCGGCCCCACCCCCUAAGCCCUCCAAUCCUAUCUACAACGAGCCUGAUGAACCCAUAGCCUUCUACGCCAUGGGCCGGGGCAGCCCCGGGGAAGCCCCCAGCAACAUCUAUGUGGAGGUGGAAGAUGAGGGCCCACCCAUCACCCAUGGGCACCCUGCCCUACGGAAGAGCCAGUCCAGGCCUGUCCCAGGAGGCCAGACAGGUGCUUCAGGACAGAGGACAGGCAUGGCUCCCUCUUGGGCCUCCUCAGUAGGUGGUAAGUCUGAGCUUGGUGACGAUAACUUGGAGUAUAAGGUCCAGAGACCUUCACACACACCUGGCACCCUUCUCAGGAAAUGUGGAUGGAAUAAACCAUAGUUGAUCAAAGCUGGAAAGGACCUCAGCCAUCAUCAAUUGCAAGGAUGGCAAAGAGGUGUCAUCUUGCACGCCAACUCCAAUCCAUUGGUCGUGGCUGCCUAGAGUGCUGCAUUGGAAAGGAUGUUAAGGUUAUAUCUGAACUCAGCAGAAAAAAAUCACAUGAUUGAUUAGUGAUGUCUGGCAUGGGUAAGGGCGGGAGGAUGAGCAGCAUUACAUUUGUCCUUACUGAUCAAAUUCAACUCCCUCACUAUGCAGAAAAGAAAACAGCCUGAGAGGGACAGUGACUUGGGCAAAGUCAAGGACUAGAACCCAGGCUUCCUGAUUCCCCAUUUAGUACUCUGUUCCUUACCACACAUCCACAAACUCCAGUCCAUAGGAAACAUCAGAGAUUUCCUGAAACAGGAAGUCUGGCCACUUCCAGAGUUCUACUGCAUGGAGGCCUGGGUGCUUGCUGGGUCCCCUCCUAUGGAUCCUGGCUUAACUCUGUCCCCCUGACAGGUCCGGCCUGACCCCCAACAAAGAAGCCUGGAGGUCAGAGAAGCAAAUGUGGAGCCUCUCCCUCCUAAGAGAUCCCAAGAAUCCAAUGGCUCAGUCCUUGAUGAUCUAAGACAGCAAAGAAGUAUGCGAGGAGGGCCCUGCUGGCUCCCACUGUCCUGGUUUCUCCUCCUGGAGUCUAAUUUCCUUGGCCCUCUGAGCCCUUGAGUCUGGGCCCUGGUCCAAUGCUGCUGUUGUCUGAGGAAUGGUUUGGUGAGAACAGAUGUUAGAACUUGUUUGUUGAUUCUUGUCUGGCUAAUAAAUCAUCACCAACUGCCUUCCCCUACAGG